AUGGCAGACCCCGUAGCUAUCGACCAUGCUGCGCAGGAUGGCCAUGCUCAAACGAACGAUGCGAGCGCAGGAGGGAUGACCAACGACGUCAAGGCUGCUGUAGGGCAGAUGGCUGCUAAAGAUUCAAGUCUGGGAGCUCAAGUGCAUAUGUUCGACCCUGAUGCCACUCCGGAGCAAAAAGCAGCAUCGAAAGCUCAAGCCAAAGCUUCACUGGGACUGCCUAGCUCGUCAACUAUAAAAUCGACUUUGGGUCAAGUUGGGUCGUACGUUCCUGGAGUCACAAAGAAAGAAGACCUGGAUCUGGGUGGAAGAGCCGUUACUAUCGACACUUCUACUGGCAAAUCUGCUCCUGCCCCCACGGUGACCUUGGCCGAUGUAGAUAAAGCUUCGAAAGCUGAGGGAGAAGGUGUUGGUGAGCAAGAUAUACCCGGAGCUAUACCCACAGGCUCAGCACCUCCUAUACCUACAUGGCUCAAGACGGGCUGGAGACAAGUGGCUGGUUUGGGUAAAGAUGACAAGACGGCUGAAGAGUCGAAUAUCCUUGCUGCGUACUUGACCGAGAACAUGUACGGAGCCUGGUUCCAUAAUGCUGGAAUAAUCCUCUUCUCAAUCCUAAUGACCCGAUUCGUAACCGUCUUCCACCUCGGUUGGGGAUGGGUAGUCAUCAUCCUAGCUUUCUGUUCAUCGUACUAUUCUCUGUCCAUCUCCAGGACCAGACAGAGAGCAAGGGAUGAUAUUCAGAGAGAAUUGGUGAAGACUAGAUUGGUGACUGAGACGGAAAGUGCGGAAUGGAUGAAUAGUUUCUUGGAGAGAUUCUGGUUAAUCUACGAACCGGUUCUGAGUCAGACCAUCAUCGCUAGUACAGAUUCUGCCUUGGCUGGUGUUGCGCCAGCCGGAGUCGAAAGUAUUAGAUUGACUACAUUCACUCGUACAAAUACUGACAAUUCUACAGCUCCCAGGAUCGACUAUGUGCGAACAUUCCCCAAAACCCCCGAGGACAUCGUUAUCAUGGAUUGGGCACUCUCUUUCACUCCCAAUGACCUGCAGGAUAUCACUCCUCGACAAGCGGCCAAACGAGUUAACCCUAAGAUUGUACUUACUAUCCGAGUCGGCAAAGGUGCUGUUUCCAAAGGUAUUCCUAUCUUACUCGAGGACAUGAGCUUUACUGGUAAAAUGAGAGUCAAACUCAAGCUCAUGACAAACUUCCCUCACGUCCAAACUGUGGACAUGUCAUUCAUCGAGAAGCCCACCUUCGACUAUGUUCUAAAGCCUCUAGGAGGGGAAACAUUCGGUUUCGAUAUCAACAAUAUCCCAGGACUUGCUCCCUUCAUCCGAGAUCAAGUGCACGCCAACCUUGGUCCAAUGAUGUACGACCCCAAUGUCUUCACAAUCGACUUGCAGCAACUCUUAUCUGGUACUCCUCUCGACGCCGCUAUCGGUGUACUGAGAAUCACUGUGCUCGACGCUAGAGGUCUCAAAGCAACCAAAUUCGGAGGUGGUGAUCCGGAUCCUUACGUCGCCGUCGCUCUCGGUGCUAAACCAGCUGUCACUCACACCAAGACGAUCCCUUCGACAUCGAAUCCUUCGUGGCAUGAAACCCAUUUCAUUCUUCUCAACUCGCUCGCAGACGUCCUCAACUUCAACAUAUUCGACUACAACGAUCAUCGUCCAGACAGUCUUCUCGGUACUGUAUCUCAUGAAUUGGGUACUCUGACCGAUGAUGCCGAACAAGAAGGUGUGGUUGGCAAGAUACUUGGGGGAGGUAAAGACAGAGGAGAGUUCAGAUACGACUUGUCUUACUUCCCUGUCCUCAAGCCUGAGAAGAAUCCCGAUGGUACUGUCGAGCCAGUCCCUGAUACUCUGACAGGUAUUGUUCGAUUAACUUUACAUCAAGCUAAGGAUCUCGAUAUUUCGAAAUUAUACGGUAAUCUCAGUCCAUUCGCCAAGGUCUUCUUGGGAAAUAGCCGAAAGGAAGUGCACAAAACGCAAAUCCUUAAGAACGCCAAUCAACCAAUUUGGGAGUCAUCUUGCGAGUUCUUGGUACCGGAGAAGCACAAUAGUGUGAUCACUGUCAGCGUGGUCGACUCGAGGGAUCUUGCUAUCGAUGGAGAUCUCGGUAAGAUGACUGUCAAACUGACCGAUUUGCUGGAAGCUCGAGCCCGACAACAAGAUUGGUUCCCUCUCCGAGGUAGUCGAGCAGGCAAAAUCCGAUUAACCGCUGAAUGGAAACCUGUCGCUAUGACCGGAUCGAUUGGUGGUGCGGCAGCCUAUGUACCCCCGAUAGGUAUCUUGCGAAUCUGGCUCAAGAGAGCAAUCGACGUGAAGAACGUGGAAGCUGCCUUGGGAGGUAAAUCCGAUCCGUACGUCAGAAUCAUGGGUAAUAACAGGAACCUAGCGAGAACAGAAGUACAGAACAACAAUCUUAAUCCGGAAUGGGAUCAAAUCGUUUAUGUGCCCGUACACAGCUUGAGGGAAAAUCUGAUACUUGAAGUCAUGGAUUAUCAGAAUAUCGGAAAGGAUCGAUCGUUAGGUCAUGUGGAAAUCAAGGCAUCUGAAUUCAUUGAGUCGAACGAAGGAGAGAAACAGAAUGAAUAUCCUUAUAAAUCCAAGGGCUCUCAGGAGAGAAGGGACAAGAUCAAAUUGGAAAAAGCCAAUCAAUAUAAAGGAGAAUUAUUGUAUGAAGUCGAUUUCAAACCUGCUCUUUCGUUAAAAGGAGGAGUAUCGUUCGAAGCUCAAAAGAACGAAUUGGCAUUGGCUGCUGAAGAAGCUGUGUCGCAAGAUGGAGGCGCUCAAGAAGCUUUGGCAGAUACAAAUACACCUUCAAGUGCACCACCACCUAACGGUGAUGGUACACCUGGACACCGACCUUCGCAAAGCACUGGUAAUGCAUCGAUGGUAUCAGCUGUUACCGCUCAGACUACAGUUUCUAAAGCCGAUGGAGCUCUGACUCCCGUUGAAGAUGUUGAGAAAGGGGUGGAUAUGUCUGUGGAAGAGAUAUUGGCUUCUACUUCCGGUGUCCUCGUUUUCCAAGUUAUCUCGGGUCAACUGGCCAAGAAGGGCUCCCUGGAAGUCAUGUUCGAUGAUGGGUAUUGGCCAAGUUUCACUUCUGGAAAAGCGAGAAGUAAUCAUCCUACUUGGGAUCAGGUUGGAGAGGGAUUCAUCCGAGAGCUCGAUUUCAGUAGAACCUGGUUACGAAUCAACGCUGCGGAUGAGAAUGAUGAUGAAGAUAUCGUGGCCGAAUACAAGUGUGAUACGCAUGAAUUCUUGGAACAAUGCAUUCGAGGCCCAGCGGACUUUUUACUUUCGCAAUCUGAUGGAUCCAACCGAUCGAUCGUCCGACUUGCCGCUCGAUUCGUUCCUGUCGAUAUCGAACUCGAACCCCGAGAGAGCAUCAAUAACAUGGGUGUCCUUCGAGUCGAUGUCCUUAAUGCAAAAGGUCUUCAUGGUGCUGAUAGGAGCGGAAAGAGUGAUCCUUACGUUGUAUUCACCCUAAACGGUAUGAAGGUCUUCAAGUCUGAGACUAAGAAGAAGACCUUAUCUCCCACCUGGAACGAGAGCUUCGAAGUUAUGAUACCUUCUAGGGUAGCUGCGAAGUUCAAGUUCGAGAUCAAUGAUUGGGAUAGAGUUGGAAGUGCCACCCCGAUAGGAAAUGGAUUCGUCGAUCUGGCUGAAUUGGAACCUUUCCAAUCGACUGAGUUGACUUUACCUGUAAUUUCCGAGAAACACGGCGAGAAGGGUAGUUUAAGUAUUAGGGUUAUGUUCCAGCCUGAGAUCAUCGCUCGAACUCGACAAAAGACAUCUACCUUCUCUCAAGCUGGACGAGUGGUGACUACCAUUGGCGGUGUACCUCUGGGAGUAGGUAAAGGUGUAGUACACGGAGGUGGUGCGGUGAUUGGCGGUAAAGAUAAGAAUGGAAAAGAAGUCCUGGUAGAACAGCCCGAACCUGGACUUGAUGGAUUCGAAAUACCUGCCGGGCAAGUUUCUGAACCUUCUGGUACAGGAUUAGACGGUGCCAUACCUGGAGGAGGUGUUCCUGGACCGAAGGCCGCUACUUUACCCCUCGGUGAGGGUACCGGACCGAGUGAACCUGGAACAUUAGGUGUAACGGUCAUUGGUGCGAAGGAUUUGAAGGCUGGUACGAAACCUUAUGUCCAGCUUAGAUUGGGUGGGAAAACAUACAAGACUGAUCAUGUAAAGAGCUCAACUCCGGAUUGGGACGAGACUUUCAAUUUCAACGUCGCGCCUGGAACUGCUUCAUUCAACGUUAUAGUGUACGACCACCACACCUUAGGCAAAGAUCCAGAGAUCGGUACGGCUGAAGUCGACAUAUUCAGACAUAUACAACCUGCCAUUCCCAACGCGGACGUUUGGGUUGAGUUAGGUUCAGGUAAUGGUCUAUUGAGAUUACGUCUCGAUUGGAAUACUGGUAUCGGCACUUCCGCUUCUGGAAGGGCUAGAAAUAGAACACCCAGUAUUUCAAGUACCAAGGCUGCUGCCGAAACCAAUGGGAACAGUCCGAGUAAAUUCAGUAUGAGGAGUAUUAAGAAAGCUAGUGUCGAUAAAACUAAUGAGGGUUUAUAA
Molecule: messenger RNA, 4581 nt
Organism: Kwoniella mangroviensis CBS 8507
Lineage: Eukaryota; Fungi; Basidiomycota; Tremellomycetes; Tremellales; Cryptococcaceae
Exons: 22
Coding region: 1-4581 (1526 amino acids)
Molecular function (GO): lipid binding
Source: RefSeq, a predicted model, not a curated record